GGAAGGCAGGGGCCUCACGGGUCAGAGCCUGGUGGGAGAUGGGAGGAGAAGAGUGGCUCCUACUGGGAAUGAAAUGGAGUGUGUGCCUCUGUCACUCAGCAUGUUUCUGCCGCUGUCUUGUGUUCUCCCGUAACUGUAGGUUACGUUGUCAAUGAGCUGGGCUUGGGGCCAGCUGUGCUUGCAGGGCUCCCGGCAGCUGUGCUAGGGCAAGAGGCACGGACAGUCGAGGUAAUAGGGGAGAGGUACUGCCAGGGUUUCUUAUACGCUGGGGAAGGCAAAUUCAGCCUGGAUGUCUGGUAUCCCCGUCCGGAGUGGGUGGAAGCUGUGGGAGCCAGAAGGAGGCUCUGGUCCUAGCCGAGCAACCUAACCUUCCCCCGUCUUCCCAUGCCCAACUAGGUCUGUCCUCCAAGGCAACCAGUUUAUUGUUCUGCCCCACUGACCUGUCUCUCUGUGUCCCUACUGCGUCCAUGUACAUCUUUCCAUCGUCCAACCACUUUCCCCAUGUACCCCAGGCUCCGUGAGUGCCACACUGUGGGGAGGGGGUGGGGGCCGUCAUGUCAUCGUAUCAGAAGGAACUGGAGAAAUACAGAGACAUAGAUGAAGAUGAGAUCCUAAGGACCUUGAGCCCCGAGGAGCUAGAGCAGCUGGACUGCGAGCUACAGGAGAUGGACCCCGAGAACAUGCUCCUGCCAGCUGGACUAAGACAACGUGACCAGACAAAGAAGAGCCCAACGGGGCCGCUGGACCGAGAGGCCCUUUUGCAGUACCUGGAACAGCAGGCACUAGAGGUCAAAGAGCGUGAUGACUUGGUUCCCUACACAGGCGAGAAGAAGGGGAAACCCUACAUUCAGCCCAAGAGAGAAAUUCCAGCCCAGGAGCAGAUCACUCUGGAGCCUGAGCUGGAGGAGGCACUGGCCCAUGCCACAGAUGCUGAGAUGUGUGAUCUAGCAGCCAUUCUGGGCAUGUACACACUGAUGAGCAACAAGCAAUACUAUGAUGCUAUCUGCAGCGGAGAAAUCUGCAACACUGAAGGCAUUAGCAGUGUGGUGCAGCCUGACAAGUAUAAGCCAGUGCCAGAUGAGCCCCCAAAUCCCACAAACAUCGAGGAGAUACUGAAGAGUGUUCGAAGCAAUGACAAGGAGCUGGAGGAGGUGAACCUCAAUAAUAUCCAGGACAUCCCGAUACCCAUGCUAACUGAGCUGUGUGAAGCAAUGAAGACAAAUACCCAUGUCCGGAGCUUCAGUCUGGUGGCCACAAGGAGUGGUGACCCCAUUGCCAAUGCGGUGGCUGACAUGUUGCGUGAGAAUCGUAGCCUCCAGAGCCUGAACAUUGAAUCCAACUUCAUUAGCAGCACAGGGCUCAUGGCUGUGCUGAAGGCAGUUCGGGAGAAUGCCACACUCACCGAGCUCCGCGUAGACAACCAGCGCCAGUGGCCUGGCGACGCAGUGGAGAUGGAGAUGGCCACCGUGCUUGAACAGUGCCCCUCCAUUGUCCGCUUUGGCUACCACUUUACACAGCAGGGGCCACGAACUCGGGCAGCCCAGGCCAUGACCCGGAACAAUGAACUGCGUCGCCAGCAAAAGAAGAGAUAACACUACCCUUCCCUUUACCAACUAGAGCUCAGAGCCCUAAAAGCUUAAAUCCUCAUCUUGUAAAUAAAGGCCCUUCUGUCCGCUC
This is a messenger RNA of Balaenoptera ricei (Rice's whale), 1677 nucleotides long. RefSeq names its product tropomodulin 4 (gene TMOD4). Bases 555 to 1592 code for a protein of 345 amino acids. Gene Ontology annotation, cellular component: myofibril; striated muscle thin filament. Gene Ontology annotation, molecular function: tropomyosin binding. The transcript is spliced from 10 exons. Gene Ontology annotation, biological process: myofibril assembly; muscle contraction; pointed-end actin filament capping. The record is from RefSeq and is a predicted model, not a curated record. NCBI's taxonomy places the organism in Eukaryota, Metazoa, Chordata, Mammalia, Artiodactyla, Balaenopteridae.